Molecule: messenger RNA, 723 nt
Organism: Triticum aestivum (bread wheat)
Lineage: Eukaryota; Viridiplantae; Streptophyta; Magnoliopsida; Poales; Poaceae
Exons: 1
Coding region: 132-410 (92 amino acids)
Source: RefSeq, a predicted model, not a curated record
CCACACUAUUUCUCUACCACACUCCAUCUAUAAAAGCCCUUCCAGCCUCUUGCACUCCCUUCUCAGCCGCAGCUCCAGUUGCUUGCAAGUUACAAGGCGUUCAGAGGGGGCAACCAAACACACAGACAGACAUGGGAUCCUUGGGCCCUGCCGUGAACGUGAGCAUGGCCAAGGCCAGCGGCGGCACGGCGGCCGUCGGCGGCCAGCAGCAGCAGCAGGAGCGCGGCACGUUCAGCUGCGGCUUCCGGAUGCCGCUGCACUACCCGCGGUACAGGAAGGCGGACUACGAGGCGAUGCCGGAGUGGCGCGUCGACUGCCUGCUCCGGGAGUACGGCCUCCCCGUCGCCGGCGACGUCGAGGACAAGAGGAGGUUCGCCAUGGGCGCCUUCCUCUGGCCCAGCCAGUACUGAUUCGCCUUCUUACGUCUUGCCACUCGGAGCAGAGGCCGGUCAGCAAGCUAGCGCCGAGCAGAGACUGAUCAGCAAUGGCAGCAGAAAGAUCACGUACGUCCCCAUGUAUGAAGAUGGCGAUAUAUAUUCUUAUCUACUCCCUCCGUAAAAAAGUGAUCUAAACGCUUUUAUAUUUCUUACAGAGGGAGUAUAAUCUAAUUGUAUCUCCAAUUCUCCAUAGAGAAUAUAUAUCAUGCUUCUUGAAGUAUAUGCAUGUAAGCAGUGGAAGAAGGUGUUGUUUCUGAAAUUCAUACGAGUAAUUUAGUGUUUCCUA